AUGUCUGAUCACGACGAAGAGCAUCGCCUCUGCUGUCCCUUUUGCACCUACAAAGGUUCCCUCUCGCACUGCCUCAAGGCGCACCUCCUCACCAAGCACCUUCAGUUGAAAAUAUUCAGGUGCGAGGAGUGCGGCAGCACCUACACCGCCAAGAGGCACCUGCAAGAGCACAUCAGGUUCCACCAUAAGAAAAUGGACCCGUACUCUUGCAUAGUGUGCCGCAGGGUUUUCAUAUUCAAGUCCAGCCUGGACAAGCAUCAGAUCAACAGCCAUCGGCCACUGAUCGACGGCGACGUACCCUCGAAUUAUUGCAUCAUCUGCAAAAGGGUCUUGUCCACGGUGGAGGCGCUCCAGAGGCACAUCCAGGAGAAGCAUUCGGGAAGCAAACCGGUCAAACUGACCGACCGAUUCGUGUGCGACAUCUGCGGCAAAGACUUCUCGCAUAGGCAGUCUUGGUUGUUGCACACCAAAGGUCACAGCGGAUUGAAGCCUUACAGCUGCAAGAUGUGCUCUAAGUCCUUUAGGGUGAGAGCCUUUUUGACUCAGCACGAGCGAUCGCACUCCAAUGACCGUCCAUUUUCUUGUGAGAAGUGCGGCAAUCGCUUUAAGAGGAAAGAGGCUUUGAGGAGGCAUUUGGCCACUCACACAGAUGUCAAGCCCUUCGUUUGUCCCAACUGUGAUAAAACCUUUAGGAGGAGGGAGCACCUCAAGCUCCACCUGAACAGCUGCAACAGGAAUAUGGAGGCGAUCAGAGGUGCUAUGGGAGAUUAG
Messenger RNA from Anthonomus grandis grandis, 771 nucleotides. RefSeq names its product oocyte zinc finger protein XlCOF15-like. The record is from RefSeq and is a predicted model, not a curated record. Lineage: Eukaryota; Metazoa; Arthropoda; Insecta; Coleoptera; Curculionidae. Gene Ontology annotation, molecular function: chromatin insulator sequence binding. The transcript has a single exon. The coding region runs from base 1 to 771 and encodes 256 amino acids. Gene Ontology annotation, biological process: regulation of transcription by RNA polymerase II. Gene Ontology annotation, cellular component: chromosome.